Messenger RNA from Fomitopsis serialis, 410 nucleotides. RefSeq lists its product as uncharacterized. The record is from RefSeq and is a predicted model, not a curated record. The transcript has a single exon. NCBI's taxonomy places the organism in Eukaryota, Fungi, Basidiomycota, Agaricomycetes, Polyporales, Fomitopsidaceae. Bases 126 to 341 code for a protein of 71 amino acids.
GGUCGAGCGCGUUGGAUGACGGCCGGGUCGUCCUUCGCACUCAUCGUCGGCCGCUCCUGGCCGCAGCACGUCGAAGCGCACAGCGCACCCCGGUCUCUGCGCGUUUGUCAUCGCCUCCGCUCGCCAUGCCCGACGCCCAUAUAACAACCCAGGCCGCCCCCGAGGGUCUCGCGCCCGAGCACGCCCCCUCGCCCGACGCCCCGGACGACACUCACGCACGCGCCGACGACGACACUCUCCCGCACGAGCACGUUCACUUUGCAGAGUCCGCGCGUGUCGUGCCCGACCCACCGUCGACCGGCUCUGGCGACUCGGAGGGCGUGCCCCUAGUUCGUACGUGAGUCCCUCCUUCUCCUGCGAUGUCCCCGCCGUCUCUACCUCCCCUUUCUCAAUAUGCCGACGUCAUCGAC